CUGGCGCCAUGGCGCUGACGUUUGACGUUGCGGCUCCCUUUCUGCUGUUCACCGUCCUCAAUAGCACCCAGAAUCUCGUCCUCUCGCUCAUCACGGCGCUCACGAGGGUGAAGACCGGCGUGCUGUUCGGGUGAGUGCGCCACGCCAUGCCACGCCCGCCGGGAACAAGGCGCAUCCAUCGAUGUGUGUUGUGUUUCGCUGCUGGUUGUGUGUUUGCAGCACUGGGGAAGAGACUGGGGAAGCACUUGCAGGCGGCACCAGCAGAGAAGCCAGCCUGCAGCUCCUGACACGAAGCAGGGCUCAUGGCAACCACACAGAGAUGGUCAGCCUCAGCUGACUGACUACAACGACUCACCUGAAACACAUGCAUGUGAUGUCUUCCUGUGCGUUCCUUGUGUGCAGAUGACGGUUCACCUUUUCCUGCUGUUGGGGCUGACCAUUGCGGCUGCGGUGGAGGGGCCGACCGUUGGCAUCACCAAGGUGGCUCUCUACUCGUAUGGGGCGAUUUUCUUCACUCUCAAGACGAUGCAUGUCCACGCCCACCUGCAGCCAGACAGCUACAAGGCACCAAACCAACCAUUCAGAACGGUACGGUCGCCACACACCACACACACACGCCUCGAGCACACGCACAGAACGGGUCGAUGAGGGGGAGGGGCGGAGAGCGUCACUGUCUGUCUGUUUGUUUGUGUGUGUGCAGAUUGGCUAUGUCGGGAACUGGCUCCUGAUGGUAGUGAUGGCUGGGCACCUUCUGCUGGCCUGGCUCAAGAAGGAGAACAUCUUUUAGGUUAGGAGAGAGGCAGGGAGAGAGGGAGGGAGAGAGGUGUCGGCCGAUAGGGCCGACGGACUGACUCACUUAGUAUGAUGGAUGGAUGGAUGGAUGGAUGGAUGGAUGGACGCACUGAGUGUGGCAGUUUGAGACUUUUGACUGUAAGUGGUUUUGUAUGUGAGGCUCGCUGAUCGGUGAAUGGCACGGCACGCUACGGCCGCCAUGCGAUGGACAGCGCAAUCACGGAUGCUCUGCUGGUGUACAAUCUUGUGUCUGUUUCUCGAGGGCCUGGCUGUCUGGUUGUGUUGUCCCUCCCUGUCUGUCCUUCGGAUGGCCAUCCCCCACACGCAGCUGAGUGCAUCUGUCCGUGCGGGUGGGCCGCUUACAGGAUGGAGGAGAUGAGAGGUGCCUGUCCGCCAGCCAUUCCAGUUGUCACACUAUCACCCGUGCUGUUUGUUUCCGUGUGUCAUCGCUGACUUGUAUAUCGUUGGUUGCUGCCGUCUUGGCCGCAUCCUUGGGAGCCUUGUUGCCGGCUGCGUAUUCGCUGGGCGGCAGCACCGCACCCAAGGAUGCAGCCGAGAGGGCAGGGGCCUACACCAAACACUGACUGUGUGGAAACAAGAAGGCCCUUAAUCAUUUUCCCAGCAUGUCUACCUUGCUUUAUCCACGUUUGUUGGUCGUUGGCUCUCUUCGUCUGUUGGUCUGUGAUGCCGUUUGUCGGUCGUCAGGAUGGGAGCUGGCACAAGGGCGGUGUGAGUGAGUGCUCUCACUGCAGCUUGUCUCCAUCUUCUUCUUGAUGGCCGACACGGCAGGCCUGCAGACAAGGCGUACGAUGCAAUCAACUGGGUUUGGACAGAGUGGCUGGCUGCACUGCAUUCAUUCAACAGCUCAUUCGGAAGAAAUUAAUGGCUCAU
Molecule: messenger RNA, 1683 nt
Organism: Vitrella brassicaformis
Lineage: Eukaryota; Vitrellaceae
Source: the annotation of a GenBank genome assembly